Molecule: messenger RNA, 461 nt
Organism: Quercus robur (English oak)
Lineage: Eukaryota; Viridiplantae; Streptophyta; Magnoliopsida; Fagales; Fagaceae
Exons: 2
Coding region: 84-314 (76 amino acids)
Source: RefSeq, a predicted model, not a curated record
UUAUAAGAAUAAAGAAACCCUUUUAUAAAAUUUUUUGGGUUAGAGCGUAACACACUGUUUUUGUACCCAAAAGUUUUUGAAAAAUGGCAUUGACGAACUUUAUACUGACAGUGGCUGGUGUUAGCGCGGUGAUUCUACUGCUGAGGAGCGAUGUGAAACAAUCAGCGGUGGUGUUUAGGCGCAACGUCAAGCACAUACGCCAUUGGCUCGAACAAGAAUCCGCCUCUGCCACCAAGGCAGCGGAGAAGGCAGCUCCUAAGGAACUAGAAUCAAAGGUUCUUCCAAAAGACAUUCCCAAGGAGGACAAGCACUGAUGUGUAUAUAUAGGGAUUACGGAGCCUGAUGUUUUCUAGAAGAGAAGAGUUACUUAGUAGUUCCUUCCUUUCUUUUUUUUCAAAAUAUUUAAUGGCUUAUUUAAAAUAAGUCUCUGACAUGUUCAGGGAUAUAUUUUAUUUUCUGCC